AUGACUUCCGCACUUGGCUUCGCGUUGCUGCCGUUUGCAUUGACUGCAGCGGUUUUUGCUGGCGUUACCCCGACUGCGCCGGGACCGGGGCAGACCUUCAACGCUGGUAGCAACUGUACAAUCCAGUGGGAUGUAGACCAAAGCGAGACAUGGAAGAACGUCACCAUCGAUCUGAUGUCGGGCUCCAAUAGCAACAUGAGCUUCGUUACCAAUGUCGCUUGGGGUCUCGACGGUACAGACCCCACUCUCACGCCCUUCAACUGGACGUGUCCAGAGGUCGACCCGUAUGCCCCCAUAUACUUCUAUCAGUUCACCAACGGUCUAACUGGAAAUGUAACGUGGACUACUCGUUUCACAAUUGCGUCUUCGAGUGCAGAGUAUUUCUCCCCCACAAAUGCUACCCAACCGAACGGUGACCCUAUCCCAUGGGGUACGGGUAUCCUGGCCGCCAACGGGACCGACUCAACCUCUACUUCUAGCAGCGGAGGUACCACGAAAUCUUCCGGCCCUGCUCCAUCUGCGUCUUCGGUGAAGAAGUCUCACCCAUCGUCUUCCGCUGAGCCGUCUGCAGCAGCCACCGGCGCUGCCAUCUCGCCUGAUUCUGCCGCGCCUACGCCUGCUCUACCCCCAACGUCGAAGAAGCCACAUCCCACCUCGGCCUCGGCCUCUGCUGGCGGUCCGUCGGCUUCCAAAGCUACACACGCCGCGGGCUCAACCAACACCUGCAGCUGCUCCUCGUCCGAUCAGCCGAGCGGGCUGUCGAAGCUGCUGAACGGCGGCGCGCGUGAAGUGGAGAAAGUUUCUGGGUGGACCCAUCUCUUCGUUCCUCUGGUCAUUGCGCUUUUGGUUCUGUACUAG
Molecule: messenger RNA, 858 nt
Organism: Phanerochaete carnosa HHB-10118-sp
Lineage: Eukaryota; Fungi; Basidiomycota; Agaricomycetes; Polyporales; Phanerochaetaceae
Exons: 5
Coding region: 1-858 (285 amino acids)
Source: RefSeq, a predicted model, not a curated record